UCAGAUUCAAGAUGGCGAACAAGAGGACGAUAGGAGAUAAACAAGAUUCAAGCAGCAAAAAGAAGCAGAAAACGGCAAAAAGGAAUAAUCAGUCAGGAGUUAAACAAGUGGAAGAUGAAGAAGACUUCCCUAGAGGAGGAGCUAGUGCUCUAAGCCCACUUGAAGUACGAAGGAUAAAGCAAGAAGCUGAGAAGGAUGUAUUGUUUGGAACUACUACAGAAGAAGAUACAAAAAAGAAAAAGAAAGCAAAAGCAAAAAAGCCAAGAUUUGAUGAAGAGAAAUCACCCAUUGAGUCAGAAUCCACUCCUCAGAUCAAACUUGUGGAAAAUCUUUCAUUCAAGCGACUUUCUGUUGGAAUGAAAUUACUUGGUGCAGUCAAGGAGAUAACUGAAUAUGAAGUAGUGAUUAGUUUACCUAAUGGAUUGAGUGGUUUUGUUAAUGUGUUGGAUAUUAAUGACAAGAUUACUGAAUUAUUGACUUCACAAGAUGAGAAUAUGAAUGAAGAUGAUGAUAAAGAUAAUGAUGAUGAUAUUCCUUCCUUAGACGAUCUCUUUACAGUAAAUAGUCUAGUUGUCUGCGUCAUCAAAGAGAUAUUCCCAGAAAAGCAUGGACACAAGAAGAUUCAACUAUCUGUCAAACCUGAAGAUAUAAACAAUGGUGUUGUUAAUCUCUUUAAGGGAAUGGUUGUCAAUGGCUACGUGUCCAGUGAGGAGGAUCAUGGGUAUAUUGUUUCUUUUGGUAUUCAAGGGAAGACUGGCUUCCUUCCUAAAAAGCCAAAACCUCCUGUUGAUAUUAUUGUUGGAAAACCUCUUCAAGUUUUUGUGAAGUCUGGGGAUGAAGCUCGUGUUGCUGCUGUAAGAGUGGAUAAUGAGAAAAUAAAGAUGGCAAUGAUGACAGAGGAGAUGAAAUUCAAACUAUCAAGCCUUGUUCCUGGUAUGAUGGUACAAAUGACUGUUAAAGAGUGCACAUCCAAUGGUCUUGUUGUAUCAUUUCUGGACAUGUUCGAGGGUACUGUCAGCUUGAAUCACUUGCCUGAAAAUGGAGGAGAUGGUCAAGACCUAGAGAAGAAAUACAAAAAGAAAUCCAAGAUAAUUGGCCGCAUAUUGUACAUUAACACUAAGCAGAAGAUAGUUGUGUUGAGUGCACACCAAGCCAUAGUAGAAUAUAAACCUCUAUCAUUUGGUGACUUGACUUUUGGUCAUAUCAUUGAAGAAGCUACAGUGCUAAGGGUAGAUCAAGGCUUUGGAAUGCUGUUGAAGAUAGACGAUGAUACCCAUGGAUAUUCUCAUAUUUCUCAUGUUUCCGACUCUCAUUUGGAAAAACUUGACAAGAGAUACAAGUCAGGCACUCAGCACAAGUGUCGAGUUGUGGGUUUUAAUGCAGUUGAUGGCUUGGUUUCAUUGUCAUUGAAGAAAUCAGUCUUGGAAAAACCAUUUCUUCGUUAUCAUGAUAUUGAAGUGGGUUCUCUCAUUGAGUGUACAAUACUUAGCCUAGAGAAGUUUGGCAUGUUGGUUUCAGUAGCUCACAAUAUCAAGGGACUGGUAACUAACAUGCAUCUUGCUGAUAUCAUCCUGAAACAUCCAGAAAAGAAGCUAAAAGAAGGGAAGAAGAUUGAAUGCAGGGUCCUCACUGUUAUUCCUGAGAAACGGAGGCUGCACUUGACGUACAAAAAGACUCUAGUGUCAUCUGAGCACCCUAUUAUCACCAAAUAUAGUGAUGUCAAGGUUGGCAUGGUGACCCAUGGCUUUAUCACUUCUUUGCGUGAGCAUAGUUGUAUUGUGACAUUUUACAAUAAUGUUACUGGACUUGUCCCCAGAGGAGAACUUGGUAUUCAACCCCAGGAAGAUCCUCGGCAGGUUUUCUAUGCUGGUCAGGUAGUAAAAUGUUAUGUCAUGAACUGCAAACCAGAAGAAAGAAAGAUAAAGUUGACUUUCAAGGCAAGCUCAAUAACGAGCCCUGCAUCUUCAUUUCAAGGCAGUAUUCAGCCUGCCACUAUUSUUGACGUUGAUGUUGUAGCAAGUACCAAUGAAGGUCUUGAUGUUCAAGUCAGUCCAGGUGGCUUACCAGCUUUACUACCUGUAUCUCACCUAUCAGAUCAUCCUUGUAAUUGUAAGCCCUUGUUGGCUGCCUACAAACCAUCCAGUCAGCCUGUAAGAUUAACUGACGUCUUAUACUUUGGUUGUGGCAACAAUAAAACUCAUAUUGUGUCAUUUAAGCCAUCAUUAAAAAGUGCUGUAAAACAAGGAAAAAAGUUGACCAGUUUUGAUGACAUUCAUGUUGAUAUGAUUCUGUCAGGUUACAUAAAGCAGAUCAUGCCUUAUGGAGUCUUUAUUGAAUUUGCUCCAAGAAUACUUGGUCUUGCACCUAAUUCUUUUUUAGCCAACCAGUUUGUGGCUGAUGCCUCUGAACAUUUUGAAGUUGGACAAUCAGUCAUUGCAAAGGUGGUUGAAAUUCAUGAGGAGCGCAAGAGAUUUCUUGUUAGCUUGAAGCAGUCUGAUUUAUUGCCUGAUUCCCUCACUUGGGAUCAAAACAUUGCUGGAGAUCUAGUCCAGGACUAUUUGAGGGAGAGAAAGCUGAUUUUGGAUUCUAUUGCAAGCAAUUCUGAUAAUGCAAAGGCGCUUCAGUCGUACUCACAAGGUAGCUGUAUUGAAGCCAAAGUAAAGUCUAUCAAAAAACAUGGUAUCAUGCUACAACUUGCUGGUGGCUUCAAAGGAUUUGUACCACACCAGUUAGCAGAAGGUGUUAGUUGCCAAGAAGGUGAAGUAGUAUAUGGUGUUGUAUUGGACCAUGACAUUGAUGCAAUGACUGUUGAGGUCACCCUAUUGCCAGACAUUGUCCAGGAAAUCAGAAAAGAGAAAACUGAAAAAACGAAAAGAAAAAAGAUGAAACCAGGACAAGUUGUAGACUGUGUUGCUCUGCUAAUCAAGCAAAGCUAUAUAAUUGUAUGUCUACCACAGCAUCAUUACAGACUGGCAAUUGCCCCAGCUAGAAUGCACUUAAAUGACAUCAGAGAUGCUUCUAAAAGAUAUGCAGUAAGACAGAAGUAUACAGGAACCGUUCACAGUGACCAGCCACUAGUUGUAGUAUUAGAAGACAAAUCUACAAGCAAAGAAAACAUAAAACCAGGAAUAAUUACUUCUGCCGUUGUUAAGUCUGUCAAAGCAAUACAAAUGAAUGUUCAACUUGAAAACUGUGGUUUAAGUGGUAGAGUUAACAUUUGUCAUGUUACUGAUGAAAUCAAGGAGGGAAAGUCACCUUUUAAGGAUUAUCACCAAGGAGAAAAGAUUCAAGUGAAAAUAUUGGGUUUUAGGGACACAAAGACACACAACUUUCUUCCUGUUACACAUAAGAAUUUUACCAGAUCAGUUGCAGAAUUAUCAAUAAAACAAAGUGAUCUUAGUAGUACUGAGACUCAGUACAAACCACCAGAAUUAGAGGACUACAAAGCAGGAGAUAAAGUUACAGCAUUUGUUAAAUCAGUAACAGAUCAUUGCAUAUGGAUGAUAGUGUCUGACAAAGUAACCGGAAGAGUGUCCCUACUUCAUUCGUCACUUGAUGUCAAGGUUCUGAAGAAGCUGUCAUCUCAUUUCAAGCAAGGAACGGCUUAUAGAUGCUAUGUAAUGGACAUUGACACAACACAUGAAACACUUGAGCUUUCCAUUGCUUACAAGCCAGAAGACACAUUAUCCAAGGGGUCAAUUGUAACAGGGCGUGUCAGUAAAGUCAACCCAGUCACUGGUUUGAACAUUCAAUUACCUUUGCACAAAUGUGGAAGAGCCUCUCUGACUGACAUCUUGGAUCAGUAUACCAACUCACCUGUAGAGAACUUUAAAGAAAGACAAAUUGUUAAGUGCUAUGUCUUAGGUGCAAGAGAUGAUGGGCAUUUAGACUUAUCGUUGAGGCCAUCCAGAACAAAAGGAGAAACCACCAAAGAUGAAUCAGUUGAAGACAACAAGAUUUUAGAUCCCGAAUACGAGAGUUUAACAGACCUUGAUGUUGGUGGCUUGGUGAAAGGUUUUGUUCAGUCUGUUGGUAAUGCUGGUGUGUUUGUAAGUUUGUCACGUCACAUUAGAGCUCGUGUCCAAAUCAAGAAUCUUUCACACUUCUUUGUCAAGGAUUGGAGACCACUUUUUCCUCCUGGAAAACUUGUCACUGGAAAGGUCUUGAGUAUCGAUCCGUCAAAUGGCCACAUAGAGCUUACCUUAAAAGGAAAGGAUACUGGUUUAGAAGAUCCAGCACCAAACCCUAAGAAAGUAGAAAAAGCAAAGAAACGAAAACGAGAAGCCGCUUCAAAAGAACUGAAAACAGUUAAUGCAGACAAAGAUGAUGACGAGGAAGAAGAGGGAGAAGAUAGCGAUGAAGAAGUUAUGCUGAAGAAACUGAAAGGUGAAUCUGACAGUGAAGAUGACGAAAGUGAAAUAGAAAGCGAUGAAUCAUCCGAUAAAGCAUCAUCUGAAGAAGAGGCUGACGAGGCACCUUCUGAUAUCAAAUCCAGGAAUCUCGCAAGAUUACAGGUUUCAUCAGGAUUUGACUGGAAUGCAACAACACAAGAAAAUGGUCAAGUGGAUGAAACUGAUGAUGAAAGCACUGACAGCGAAACAGAAGCAACUGAACAGGUUGCACGAAAGAAAAGCAAACGACAAAAGAGAGCAGAAAAGAAAGCUGAAGAGGAAUUUCUUUACAAAACAGAACAGGCUCUUCUUGACCAAGAGCGUGCUCCAGAAUCUACAGAUGAUUUUGAUCGUUUAGUAUUAACAUCACCCAAUAAUUCUGUUCUCUGGCUGCAAUACAUGGCUUUCCAUCUACACAUUACUGAGAUUGAUAAGGCCAGGGCUGUUGCUGAAAGGGCUGUGAAAACAAUUUCUUUCAGAGAAGAAAGAGAGAAGCUUAACAUUUGGGUUGCAAUGAUGAAUCUGGAGAAUCUCUAUGGCACUCAGGACUCUCUUGUCAAGAUCUUUGAAAGAGCUUUGCAGCACAACGACCCCAAGAAAGUCUUUUUUCACUUGAUCACAAUCUAUUCCAAGUCUGACAAAAACGAGCUGGCAGAGCAGUUGUUCCACACGAUGACAAAACGGUUCAGCCAAAGCAAGAAGGUUUGGAUUGAGUUUGGACGAUUUUACAUGAAAAGUGGAAAGGUUGAAUCAGCAAGAAAGAUACUUCAACGAGCGCUAAAGAGCCUACCUGCACGAAAGCAUGUUGACGCUAUUGUUCAGUUUGCUUUAAUGGAGUUUAAACUUGGAGACCCUCAACGUGGACAGACAGUCAUGGAAGAAGUUCUAAGCAACUACCCUAAAAGAUCUGAUCUUUGGUCUGUGUAUAUUGACAUGAUGAUAAAACAAGGGGAUCCUGGCGUUGUAAGGAACAUCUUUGAACGUGUGAUUCAUCUCAACCUGUCUUCCAAAAAGAUGAAAUUCUUGUUUAAGCGCUAUCUAUUAUUUGAACGUGAAUAUGGAGAUGAACUGAGUGUAGAGAAAGUCAAGACUAAAGCAAUGGAGUACGUGGAAUCCAAGGUCGCGCUUUCAUGACGAUUCACCAAGUUUUGGAGUUUUGAAGUAUUGAAAAACCAUUGUGGUUACCCCACCAAAAUUAAAAGUGAAUUUUAGGGUUUUCUGUCAUCCAUUUGCCAGUUUGCAAAAACUGAAUCGAUUAAUUUUCACGAAAUCUCAAAUUUAAUAUGAAUAGAUUGACAUAUUCAUAUAAGAUCGUCAAAAACGUUACGAAGUUAUUACAAAAUUUGUAUUUUAUAGAACCUUGUAUCCCUAAGAUAGAAAACCAUGUGACACAAAAAAAAUCGGCUUGUGACGGUCUGAAUGUUUCGUUUUUAUCCUUAUUCAUUUCCGAAAUAUCCAAAAUAAAUUUCUUAUUUGACACGAUCGAAUUACAAGUCACCUUCAUCUGUUGGAGUAGGAAUUUCCCAUGAAACUUGGUUUCCCUACUUUUUAGUACCCAAAAUUAGAACCAACAAACAGUAAAUCAUUGAUGUUUAUACCGUCGCUCAAUCAAUAUUGGUUGUCACUGGGGGCUUGGAAGAUAAGUGAAGUACAUGCGUAAAACACUCGGUCUCUACUUACGGCACAGAAAUAUUAAAAAUUCAAACAAAUGAAAGUGGAUGGUUGCUGUAGAAAUCAUAUGUAUGGAAAUUGCUAUUUGCAAUAAAAUAUACAACUUUUA
Messenger RNA from Exaiptasia diaphana, 6171 nucleotides. Its product is annotated as protein RRP5 homolog. The coding region runs from base 12 to 5525 and encodes 1837 amino acids. Lineage: Eukaryota; Metazoa; Cnidaria; Anthozoa; Actiniaria; Aiptasiidae. The transcript is spliced from 48 exons. Gene Ontology annotation, cellular component: nucleolus; nucleus; small-subunit processome. Gene Ontology annotation, biological process: rRNA processing. The record is from RefSeq and is a predicted model, not a curated record. Gene Ontology annotation, molecular function: protein binding; RNA binding.